Molecule: messenger RNA, 2247 nt
Organism: Dracunculus medinensis (Guinea worm)
Lineage: Eukaryota; Metazoa; Nematoda; Chromadorea; Rhabditida; Dracunculidae
Source: the annotation of a GenBank genome assembly
AUGAUCUUCCCAAUGAGAUGGUUAUUUCACAGAAUUCUUAUGAAAUAUGUUAAUAGGCAGAUUCAUUUUCGGUGUAUUUCGUUAAGUUCGAUUGUAUUCAGUAGUAAAAUAUCGACUAAUAUUGGAUCCAUUUUGGAAUUCGAAUUUGAGGCUGGUCACAUGGCGCGGUUUGCUGAUGGAGCGGCCGUAGUGUCGCAAGGCGACAAUGCUAUUUUGGCAACGGUAGUUAGUAAAGAUGAAUCGGAAGGCAAGAACGAUUUUCUCCCACUGACAGUCGAUUUUAAACAAUCUGGAUCAGCCUUAGGUCGUAUACCAACUAAUUUCUUACGACGUGAAUUGCAAAUGACCGAUGCAGAUGUCCUUGCUUCGAGAACGAUUGAUCGUUCAGUUCGACCUUUUUUCCCUUCUAAUUAUUUCGCAGAAACUCAGAUAAUAUGCAAACCACUUGCAUUAGAUGAUGAUGGAGAUCCAGUUAUAUUGGGUUUGAACGCUGUUUCUGCUGCACUUAAUGUAUCAAAUGUUCCUUGGAAUGGUCCAGUUGGUGCAGUUCGAAUUGGUUUAAUUGAUGAUAAGGUUGAAGUUAAUCCGAGUCGUGAAGCCAUGAAAAACUCCAUAAUUAAUAUGAUUUUGGUAGGUUGCAAUGAUGGUAAACGAAUAGUGAUGAUGGAAAUGGAUGGAAAAGAAAUCAGUUGCGAAUCGUUAGCCAUUUGUUUAGAUAAAGGUUCAUCUGCUAUUGGAAAAGUAGUUGGCGCAAUUGAUGAAUUGCGGGCAAAUGUCGGAAAAGAAAAAAGAGUGGUGAUGGAGGAACAGAUCAAUGAAGAAUUAAUUGAGCAAAUAAAAAAGAUGAGUGAGGAUAGAUUAUAUUAUAUACUGAGUGACCAGAAACACGAUAAAAUUUCGAGGGAUUUGGCCAUAAAAGAAUUGAUGGAUGAUGUUACUGAUUCUUUAGAAGAGGAGUUUUCAGAUGAAUUACGACAAAUAUUCUAUGAAUUAGUAAAAAAUACGUUGAGGAAUAUGGUGCUAGAAACAGGUAUAAGAAGUGAUGGGCGUAGUGUAAAUGAUUUCCGGCCAAUUAAAAUUAAAGUUGACGUCUAUAAAAAAUUACAUGGAUCUGCCUUAUUUCAACGUGGUCAAACACAGAUUCUUACUACAGUUACUUUCGAUUCACCAGCAACUGCCUUUCAUCCAGAUUCUAUAUCACAACUUCUGGGUUCUCAAAGGCGUAAAAUGUUUAUGUUGCACUAUGAUUUCCCUUCAUAUGCCACUAAUGAAAUUCGUGCGCAAAGUCGAAAAAGUCGACGCGAAUUGGGUCAUGGAAACUUGGCUGAAAAUGCUCUCAAACAUGUUAUGCCUGAACAGUUUCCAUACUGUACUAGAUUGGCUUGCGAGGUUCUCGAAUCUAAUGGAUCUUCAUCUAUGGCAUCUGUAUGUGCAGGUAGUUUAGCUCUGCUAGAUGCCGGAGUGCAACUGAAAGCUCCUGUUGCGGGUCUCGCUUUAGGACUUUUUCUAAGCGAUGAUCAAAAUAAUCACAAAAUUUUAACAGAUCUUACUGGUAUGGAGGAUUAUUAUGGUCACAUGGACUUUAAAAUUGCUGGUACCUACAAUGGGUUUACUGCAAUGCAACUUGAUUUAAAAUUACCUGGAAUUGAGCGAAAAAUUUUCGAUGAAGCGAUAAUCAGAGGCAAGGAAGGUAUUUCCUAUGUGCUUGAUAUUAUGCAUGAAGUACAGCCGAUGCCAAGAACGAGUUUCAAGUCUUCAGUGCCAGUUUUUGAAACCAUUCCUAUACAAAUUUAUAAAAAACAAAUUCUCUUUCGUAGCAAUGCUUUCAAUCAAAAGCUCAUUGAAGCUGAAACUGGUGUGAAAAUUGCUAUUGAGGAUGAAGCCAAUAUAAGUUUGUUAGCGCCUAAUAAAACCAAACUUGAACAAGCUAAAAUAUUAAUGAAUAAGAUUUUUGAAGACGAAGCUAACAUCGAAUUAACAUUUGGUGGAUUAUAUAAGGCAGAAAUAACUGAAAUUGUUGAAAAUGGUGUCAUGGUCAAGUUGGCAAAAGGUUUGAAACCAAUGUUCUUGAAGAAUAUCAACCUUGAUGUCAGGCGAGUGGCACAUGCCACCGCUCUUGGUCUUGAAGUCGGUUCGAUUAUUACGGUUCAGUAUUUGGGUCGUGACUCUAUUACAGGCCAGCAUCGCAUUUCUAGGAGAACAAUUCAGACCACUGCUUUACCAGUCGAGAAUUUGACUAGAAAAUGA